AGCCUCAUCUUGUCUCACGCAAGACACCCUCAUUAACCAUCGUUCCUAACAGACAGCGCCUCAUCUCCAGAACAUGCUAUGAAGUAGCACAACGGCUUGUGUCAUGGCACCGAGCGGACCAGAAGAUUUGUCUUCCAUUGCGACCCAUGUCCGGGCGUGUUUUGCCGGCUUCCAACAGGCUUGCAGCAGCCUAGCUCAAGCUAAUGUAGCCAUUAAAUGCAAAAUACCUAGAGGCAGCAUCAGUGAUGAGCUCGGGCGCUUUCGACUGUGGUGUGCUAACCUUGCAGCUCAUCGCAAGGGCAAGAGCUCGUUAGACUACAAGCUCCGCGAAGCAUCACAUAUCAAAGACAGGGUAAUCGAGUUGCUACAGAGCCUCGAGACGGUCAUACAAGAAGCGACUGAGAUUAUUAGUGGCGAUAGGACCCCUUGGGAAGAUCUCUCGGAUUCAGAAUCCGAGUUUUCGGAUGAUGGCCUGACUGAUCCACGUGCUGAACAGUCCGGGACGACUGAGCUGCAACAGCUUGUGUCAAAUAUGUCUGAGAUUACUACCUGUCUGAUGCGUUUGUCAAUGGCUAUUCGAAAUCCCGCUCCGCACGACCAAUUCAAAGCAUCUACCAAAAUUGACACCUCUCACUUUGAGACAUUUGACAUCGACCAUGUCCGAGGAAAGUUCCCUAGAGCGGAAGAAUGGCUCAUCAUUCGACUAGGGAAAGCGAUAUCCCGCAGGAGGCAAUAUCUUCGUUACCGUGACGAGCACCGAAAGAAGCUAGAGCAAGGCCUGGAACCCGCCGAAGUCACUUCUGUGGUCGGCGUGGCUGCGACUACAAUAAUCGUUCCCUCUGAGAGAAUCGAGAGUACGGUCGCUUCAUCGAUACCUCUUGCCAUCAAAGCUACUAGUUCGGUUGCAGAUUUAGACCAAGAGGACUAUUAUGAGGACACGCUGUCCCAGACCUCGUAUGCAUCAUCGACCAACGACGCGGCGAAAUUGCGACCCCCUCCUCUUCCAGAGCAAGGUCAAGAUGGCGAUCCAUUUGAAUGUCCUUUGUGCUUCCGAUUCACAUCAGUCCGACACGCAGUUGCAUGGCAGUAAGUUUUUUUUCGAUCUAGUUUGAUGGGUUAUAAGUCAGCACAUCAAGCGCAUUCAUGCUUCCUGUCAUCUGCACGAAGUAUCUCGGCUAAACAAAACCUUGGUCUGCGAUCAAACAACAAGGUUGGCAGAAGGGGCUAAAGAAUUUGAAUUCACAGAGGGAGACCUAUAGAGUUGUAUUCUCCUAGCUUUGCAGCAUGACUCUUCCCUUUACUCUUACCAUCUUCUGACAACCUCUAUUUCGUCUAGCCAC
Messenger RNA from Lindgomyces ingoldianus, 1340 nucleotides. RefSeq lists its product as uncharacterized. The record is from RefSeq and is a predicted model, not a curated record. Lineage: Eukaryota; Fungi; Ascomycota; Dothideomycetes; Pleosporales; Lindgomycetaceae. Bases 104 to 1090 code for a protein of 328 amino acids. The transcript is spliced from 2 exons.